Sesamum indicum (sesame) is the source of this 2338-nucleotide messenger RNA. RefSeq names its product SAC domain-containing protein 8 (gene SAC8). Gene Ontology annotation, molecular function: phosphatidylinositol-4-phosphate phosphatase activity. The record is from RefSeq and is a predicted model, not a curated record. Gene Ontology annotation, cellular component: endoplasmic reticulum. Gene Ontology annotation, biological process: phosphatidylinositol dephosphorylation. NCBI's taxonomy places the organism in Eukaryota, Viridiplantae, Streptophyta, Magnoliopsida, Lamiales, Pedaliaceae.
UAUUUUGUAAUAAAGAAAGUAAAAGAUUUAAGAUAAGUGCAACAUUUGUUGGGCAAAGCGUUUCGUUUUUGUAAUAUCAUCAGCGGCUUCUCUUCUGAGUUUCUGGAAUCCAUGAUAAGAGAAUGAUCAAUCAAUUCCUCAUUAAUUAAUCCGACAGUUGUACCGAAGCAAGCCAGGUCCAGACCAGCCUUCUCGCAAUUUCUGUUUAUCAAUCAGUCGCCCUAUAAUUCAUUUCAGUAGUUGACUCGUCAUUACGGCCAACCAUCCGGAAUUCUUUUCCCUAAACUUGAAUCCGACAUUUUUCUCAUCUGCUACGGAGAUUAAUUCAUAAAAAGGAGAAAUGGAGACGGAUAUGGAAUCGAAUUCCACGAGUUCUUUCAAGCUCUGGAGCGAGCUGGUAUUAGAAGAGUACACGGAAAAAUUCGUGAUCAAAUCCGUGGAAUCGCCGGAUCAAGGCUUCUCUAUAAGCCGCCUUGACGGGAACAUCGACAAGCUUAACAGUGAUGACCCCUCUGGAAGUCCUUCUAAAGUCUCAACCAUAUAUGGGGUUGCUGGAACAAUUAGGUUGCUGGCAGGUACAUAUGUUCUUGUUAUAACUUCUAGGAAGGAGGUCGGAACUUAUCUUGGGUUUCCUGUUUUCUUGGUUACAUCAAUGAAGUUUCUGUCCUGCAACGGGGCUUCGAGAUUCUUAACAAGUCAAGAAAAAAGAGAUGAAGAUUACUAUAUGACCCUGUUGAAGAUAGUGGAAUCAACUCCAGGCUUGUAUUUUUCUUAUGGAACAGAUAUAACACUAAACUUGCAGAGGAGAUGCAAGCUGGCAACAGGAUGGGAGAGCAAACCAAUUUGGAAGCAGGGUGAUCCACGAUUUGUUUGGAAUAGGAAUCUGUUGGAGGAACUUAUUGAAAACAAGCUUGAUGGAUUUAUCAUCCCUUUAUUACAAGGAAGCUUUCAGACUGGAGAAAUGAAGCUGAAAAAUUCACCAGCUGUUAUAAAAUUACUCUCUCGGAGGUGUACAAGGCGCCUAGGGACAAGAAUGUGGAGAAGAGGAGCUAAUCUAGGUGGAGAUACUGCUAAUUUCAUAGAAACUGAGCAGCUGCUGGAAUUUGAAGGCCAUAUUUCCUCUUUCCUGCAGGUUCGGGGGUCAAUUCCACUUCUGUGGGAGCAAAUUGUUGAUUUGAGCUAUAAACCACGACUCAAUAUAAUUCAUCAUGAACAGACAUCAGAAGUCGUGGAGCGCCAUUUUAAUGAUAUAUUGCAAAGGUAUGGAGGUUGCAUUGCGGUUGACCUAACGGAUAAGCAUGGAGAUGAAGGUUUGUUAAGUAUGGCUUAUGCAGAAGAAAUGCAAAAGCUAAUGCAAAAGCUUCCUAAAGUGAGGUACGUCUCAUUUGACUUUCACCAAGUGUGUGGCAAUGGGAACUUUGAGAAUAUACGACUCAUGUACGACCAACUCGCAGAAGACUUUGAGAAGCAAGGAUACUUCCUUUUAGAUCCUGAAGGGAAGGUGUUAGCAGAACAGGAAGGUGUAGUUAGAUCUAACUGCAUUGAUUGCCUUGAUAGAACAAAUGUUACACAGAGCUACCUUGGGCAGAAGUCUUUAAAUUCUCAGCUGCAGAGAGUCGGUGCAAUUUCUUCAACCGAAUGUAUUUCGAUGUUUAGUGAAGAUUUUGAAAUUUUUAAGACUUUAUGGGUGGAUCAUGGGGAUGAAAUAAGCCUUGAGUACUCUGGAACCCAUGCACUGAAACGGGACCUUGUAAGAUAUGGAAAACAGACAAUGGCUGGUAUUAUCAAAGAUGGGAUGAGUGCCCUCUCAAGAUAUUACUUAAAUAAUUUUCACGAUGGAGUUCGACAGGAUGCAAUUGACCUUAUCAGUGGUCGCUAUACUGUGAACAGAAAUGGCCCCUCUCCUUCCCAGCCUAGAGGAUUUGAUACCCUCUCUUAUCUUCCUGUUGCAUCAGCUUUACUAGUUGGAGGAUUGACAGUGACCUCAAUCACAUUGAACCAAGCGGGAAGACAAGCACAUCAAUAUCUAUCUUCGGUGAUCUGUGCUGGUCUAACUGCUGGUGUGAUGGCAGUAAUUAAAGCCAAUGGAAGGCAAAUUUGUUCGAGGCCUCGGCUCUGUGGUCUGUUGUAACGGACGCUUGGCAAACUCUGCUCUAUUUACUUCAUUUUCUAUAAACACUUUGUGUCACAUACUUUAUUUUUUAUAAUAACUUUGUAAAAUGUACUAGCAGUAGUACAAUCUUUGAACCCUGUAUGUUGGUUGAAGACGAGGUUGGUAUGCAGAAAAGUUAAAAGGACUUAGUAAAAGAUUAAUAAAAGCCUGUGUCUGUUUGAUAAA